AUGGCCGGCUGUGGCUGCGACGAGUGCGCCAGGAAGAAGGCCAUGCUGGAAGCUCUGAGUUUCGCGGGCGAGACGCCCCUUUCCGCCGAGCUGCGGCAGGAUCUCGAUCGGCACAGCCGGAGAGUGGAGUUGGCGUCCGCCACCGCAGGAGAUGUAGCAAGCCGCUGCUUGCAAACCAGCGCUGCGCGGGCCUGGUUGUCUUACGAUCCAGACGUCCUCCUGCCAACGCCCUUCGAUGCCUUCCUCCUCAGCGGGCACUGUGAGGAGGUCGAGUGGCCCGAAGCUCUGCGCCCGAUGGAGGAGGUCAAUAUCUGCUUCAUUCUCGGCUGCGGGCGGUCGGGGUCGACGAUUUUUGCGGAGAUCUUGAGCCACUACAGGUCGUUGAUCUUUCUGAACGAGCCGCGGCAGCUCUGGAUUCCGGCAGCUCCUUCCUUCGACGUGUGGUCCACGGCGGCUCCUCGUCGUGGGGGAAGCCUCAGCGCUGGCGACCCAUCCGCCCUGGCCCAGGUCCUGGCGCAUCACUACCGAAGGAUUGCAGCAUUGGUCCGGAAAGAGUCCCAGGAGCCGGUGUGGAUUCUCGAGAAGUUUCCGGAGCACGCCUUUCGAGUUGACUUUCUGCGGGAGCUCUGCGAGCAAGGUCUUGGUCCAUCACGAGCCCGCUUCCUGCACCUGCGUCGGGACGGCCUGGCAGUGGCACG
Messenger RNA from Symbiodinium sp. CCMP2456, 698 nucleotides. The record is from the annotation of a GenBank genome assembly. Lineage: Eukaryota; Dinophyceae; Suessiales; Symbiodiniaceae.